Molecule: messenger RNA, 471 nt
Organism: Fonsecaea erecta
Lineage: Eukaryota; Fungi; Ascomycota; Eurotiomycetes; Chaetothyriales; Herpotrichiellaceae
Exons: 1
Coding region: 1-471 (156 amino acids)
Source: RefSeq, a predicted model, not a curated record
AUGCCCUCGAGAAUCAUAAGUUGUUGUCUCAUUUCCUUCCUCUCUCCUUCCCUCCUCCUUGCCCUCGUCAGCGCCCAGUCAUUCGGCCAGUGCGUCGACAACUGCAUCAGCACCUACCCGACCGUCAACCACUGCAACGGCACCGAGACGGGCGCCGCCCUCGACCAGUGCCAAUGCGCGAGCUACUCGCCUUCCAACGACCCGUUGAUCGACUGCGUUCUGGGCUGCCCGACGGACCAACAACUCGCGUUUGCCGACAGUCUGCCCAAGCUCUGCGCGCAGACGUUAUUCCUGGGCCUCGAUCUGUCGGACCAGCCGAAGCCCUCGGCGGAGAAUACAGCGGCGAGCGCCACCGUCGACGCCGCAAAGGCCACACUCACGACCAGCGGCAACGGUGCAGCGAGCUAUGGAGCCAGUGUCAAUGUGCUGGGUUACCUCGCCCUGGUCUUGGGCGUCGCAGUGUUGUUAUGA